GGUUUGGUUUAAAGCUGAACAGGAGGAGCCAGUGGGGAAAGGGGCGGAACUUUGAGAGGGGACCGGGAUCUUUGGAAAUUGGACGGAGGUGGGGGGAGUUCGAAGAGAUCAACUUGGAAAGUGGGCCAAUCCGUGACGCAAAUCCUCUAGUCCCGCCCCCCAACCCCGCCCCCCACUGCUCUGCUCCUCCGCUCUUAAUUGGUGCCGGUUUCUCCGCCCGCCAGACGUCUUCGCCACUCAGCAGCGGUUUAACAAAGGCCCAAGCACGGGCGAGGACCUGCACGCUGAAAUGAACACGGCCUGGAUUGGGCACCUGUGGACCUUCUUUGCACUGACGAUCGAGAUUGGCUGUCCUCUUGGGUGGCCUGGGCGGUGUUCGUCUGGUGCGUGACCAUCCACAGCUAUGGCCGGGCCAGGGGCUACUUUCCGCCGCCUGGGCGCCUUGUCCGGAGCUGGGGCCUUCGGCUUGGCUUCCUACGGGGCGCACGGCGCCCAAUUUCCAGAUGCCUACGGGAAGGAGCUCUUUGACAAGGCCAACAAACACCACUUCUUACACAGCCUGGCCCUCUUAGGGGUGCCCCACUGCAGAAAGCCCAUCUGGGCCGGAUUACUGCUAGCCUCUGGAACCACCUUAUUCUGCACCAGCUUUUACUACCAGGCUCUGAGUGGAGACACCAGCAUCCAGACUGUGGGCCCUGUCGGAGGCAGCUUACUAUUCUUGGGCUGGCUUGCCUUGGCUCUUUGAGCUCCCUUUUGUUUAAUUACUGAGUUCUGGGUAAUUUUUUGAAAGGUGGAGCAGGAAGAGGAUUAAAAGAGAAAGGCAAAUAAAGAACUUUGGAGUCUGUUCA
Messenger RNA from Galeopterus variegatus (Sunda flying lemur), 848 nucleotides. It is a transcript of the gene TMEM256, whose product is annotated as transmembrane protein 256. NCBI's taxonomy places the organism in Eukaryota, Metazoa, Chordata, Mammalia, Dermoptera, Cynocephalidae. The record is from RefSeq and is a predicted model, not a curated record. The transcript has 4 exons. The coding region runs from base 404 to 745 and encodes 113 amino acids.